Messenger RNA from Ctenocephalides felis (cat flea), 1233 nucleotides. Its product is annotated as gonadotropin-releasing hormone receptor-like. The transcript is spliced from 7 exons. The record is from RefSeq and is a predicted model, not a curated record. Gene Ontology annotation, biological process: G protein-coupled receptor signaling pathway. Gene Ontology annotation, molecular function: peptide binding; G protein-coupled receptor activity; adipokinetic hormone receptor activity. NCBI's taxonomy places the organism in Eukaryota, Metazoa, Arthropoda, Insecta, Siphonaptera, Pulicidae. Gene Ontology annotation, cellular component: membrane. Bases 1 to 1233 code for a protein of 410 amino acids.
AUGACGGAAAUACCGAUGGAUGUCAACCUGGAAGUUGAGGAUCACAGAAACCUGCAGCAUUGGUCUAAGGUGAGCGGUUUCAAUGAAUCUAUGCUGCCCAUAGAUAUGAGAUUUAACCAGGGCCACCUGCUUUCCAUAACGGUGUACAGCGUAUUACUGGUCAUUUCUGCAACUGGUAACGUCACAGUCCUCGCUUUGCUCAUUAGAAGAAGACGAAGGAAUCCUACCAGGAUCAAUAUCAUGCUGAUGCAUUUAGCUAUUGCUGAUUUAUUGGUGACUUUUCUAAUAAUGCCUUUGGAAAUAGCAUGGGCCAGCACAGUGUCCUGGAGGGCUGGUGCCUUUAUGUGCAGGAUGAUGGCAUUUUUCAGGACUUUUGGAUUGUACUUGUCGUCUUUUGUACUGGUGUGCAUUAGUGUAGAUAGAUAUUACGCAGUUUUGAAGCCCUUACAUCAAAUGGGUACGGACAAAAGGGGCCGGGUGAUGCUCGGGGUCGCUUGGUCGGCCUCCGCCAUAUUCAGUUUACCGCAAAUAUACGUGUUUCACUUGGAAAAUCAUCCGAACAUAACGUGGUACGAGCAAUGCGUCACCUACAAUAUUUUCACACCGUUCCAGGAGAUCCUUUACAACGCCACCGGGAUGAUGUUGUUGUAUUUAAUCCCUCUGGCGGUGAUCAGCUACUCGUACGCAUCCAUAUUGUGCGAGAUUUUCAGGAGAUCCAAGGAAUGCCGCGAAGGCGAUAAAAUGCGUCGUUCAUCGUUGGGAUUCUUGGGUCGUGCGAAAGUGAGAACUUUAAAAAUGACUGUUACCAUAGUCUUAGUUUUCUUCAUAUGCUGGACACCGUACUACGUCAUGAGCAUGUGGUAUUGGAUAGACCGAGAGACUGCAGUUCACGUGGACCAGCGCAUUCAGCGUGGCUUGUUCCUCUUCGCCUGCGCCAACUCCUGCGCCAAUCCCAUCGUCUACGGCGCCUACAACAUCCGCGCCAAAAGGCAGCAGACGCAGCUGAUCGUCAACAGGGUGCACGAUAGAUCAGGAUCGGUGCCCAGGCUCAGCUCGUCUGGUGCCCAGGCGAUCUUGGCCAUGAACCAGGUGAGAAGGGACAGCGAAUCAUUUGUUCUUCAGCCCAUUUUGAAAAAGACCAACGAUAAUGGAACUGGUAAAGAACAUUUGAUGAUACCGGAUAAAAAUCCGUUGACAGGGAAAUUAAGUCUGACCUUAAGGGAAAUUGAAUAG